Symbiodinium necroappetens is the source of this 1992-nucleotide messenger RNA. The record is from the annotation of a GenBank genome assembly. Lineage: Eukaryota; Dinophyceae; Suessiales; Symbiodiniaceae.
AUGCUGGCCCCCCUGUUGUCGCGACACAUUGGGGUCGUUCCCUUCUUGACUUGGGAACAACGUCUUCUGGAGCCUAAUUUGCGCUGGCCUGUCCCGGCGUCUCGGGUGGAGGAUGGGGCUGGAUCUUGCUCCACCGGAUCCUGGUCCGUGCCUCAAGGGGAAGACUGCUUCAAGCAGCUGCGUCAGGCCUGGAUACAGCGCAUUACCUGUCCGGCCUUCCUUGGGAAGUUUCGUGCAAACUUGGCGUCCGGUUCCAAGGACCCUCCAUUGUCCGAUGUUGAGCUGCGCCCUUUCCUCGACGAUCUCCGCUGCUUCCUCCGACUUUCCGAUAAGGAGUUCGAGACACUCAAGUGCGUUCCUCCUGGCCAACCCUUCCGCCUUUUCUUGCUUGAGGCCUUGCUCGAGGUUUCCAGGGACCCUGACCUUGCAUUUAUUGACAUUUUGGUCGAGGGUGUGCCGCUCGGCGUUGAUGAGGCAAUGCCCUCUUGUCCCGCACUUUUUCCUCCCUCUGAGCCGGUGGCUCCCUCUUUGCCGCUUCAGCACUGCGAGUCCGCUUGGGGCUCCGCCCUUUCUGACCCUGAAACCGUGGACUCUCUGUUGGAAUCUGAAAUUCGUGAGGGUUGGGUGCAGCCGGUCUUUGGGGGGUUGGCUUCUCUCAAGGCGCAAUACUCCCGUUCCGCCGUUGGCAAGCUGGGCCUCGUAAAGGCUCCUGAUCGUGACCCCCGUCUGGUGGUCGACAGCAGCGUUUCUGGGGUCACGGACCACACGUCCCUCCCCAACAAGUCCGCCAACCCCACUAUCUCCGGCCUUCGGCGCUGUUCCCCGGCCCGGCCCGCUCUGGAGAAGCUCUUUGCCCUCAUCUUAGACGUGAGCAAGGCACACCGCCGCAUCCUCAUCCGUCCAUCCGACCGUGGCCUGCUGUGUUUCUUUCACCGCGAGGUUCUUUAUCAAUGCCUUACCUUGAACUUCGGUGCCCGCGCCUCUGGUUUCUACUGGGCCCGGUUGGCUGGUCUCCUGUCCCGCCUCUUGCACCGGCUCAUUUACGUCCGUCACGCGCUCCUGAUAUACGUGGACGAUCUCAUUUCCCUUUUGUCUGGCCCGUCCGCUCCGGUUUGGGCGGCGCUUAUGUGCAUAUUUCUCCUUAUCCUCCGCGUUCCUAUGAGCUGGCAUAAGGCUUACUUGGGCUGUAGACCCACCUGGAUCGGUUGGUGCAUUUCACUUACUAGCUUCACUGCCGCCAUGGAGCCGUCAAAGCAGGACCAGAGCCUCCCACCGCUUGUGCACGUUGCACUUGGACCGGAUAAAUGGUCAGCGUUCCGGUCCAACCUGUCCAACGAUCUAGUGCUUUCGCGUGAGAUUGGCAUAGCUAGCUGCCCAAAGGGCUGUUCCUUGAUCUCUGUGGCUCAGAAGGAGGCUUUUGCGGAUGCUUGUGCUGACUCGCGUCAGGCGGGGCUUGGGGGUUUCGUCAGACUCCCCAACUCCCGCACUGUCUGGUUUCGUGCUUGCUUUUCCGCUGCGGAACUUCAACAUAUAUUCCCGUGGUUCCCGCCACACACCUCCCCUCAGAAGUUCAUUGCUGCCUGGGAGCUUCUUGGUCAAAUUGCCCUUCUUUGGUGCGUGGCCCUACUGAUUCCGGCCGCCCACCAUCCGAUCCACUUCAGCAGUCGCUGUGAUAACAGCCCCUCUGACUCGGCCGCUUGGAAAGGUAUUUCCAUGGCCCGCGGCAUGUGCUCCCUGCUCCUUUCCUAUUUUCUGUGGCAACGUCACUUCUGUGUGUCGACUUGCAUCGAGCAUGUCCCUGGCUUCCGCAAUGUCACCGCUGAUGGACUUAGCCGCAGUAAGGAUCCUUCCCAGUUUGGACUUAGGGUUACCGAUGAGGUUACCAUUCCAUGGCAGCUUAUUUCCGUUCCACCGCGUGGCACUUACCUUCCCGAGUCCGAAUUCUCGGCCUCAAAAUUUCCGGCAUUUCAGCCCUCUCCGCAGUUGCCCUGA